UGAACUUCUUCAGAGGUGUUGGCAGCCUGACUAGUGCUACUUACAGUCCAUUGAAAGCCGGCAAGGAGCCUCGGGGUGUUGAGAUGAAGUCGGCUGCUGAACUCGAGGCUCUGUGGCAAAAGGAAGAGGAGGAGAAAAGGAAGUUGGAAGAAGAGAAAAAGAAGCAAGAAGAGGAGAUGCGCCUACAAGAGGAACUUCUUCGGAAAAAGAAAGAAGCUGAAGAAGCGCAGAUUCAAGAAGAAUUGAGGACGAUCCAAGAUUAUAUACAAGAGGUGAAAGAGAGAUUGGACCAGAAGAAUUAUUUACGAGGCAAGAAUCUUAAUGCUGCAGAGAAUCGUCCAGAUGAGACAUUUUUCAGUAAGUUGGACUCUAACCUCAGAAGAAAUACUGCUUUUGUGAGGAAGCUGCGUAAUUUAACGGAGUCACUGAAGGACUCUCUGACCAAAGAUAUCCAGAGUUUAAACCUUUCCAAGUACAUCGGAGAAGCAGCUGCAGCACUUACUGAAGCCAAACUGAAGAUGUCAGAUAUCAACUGUGCCGUCCUUAUUUGCAGUCUCCUUCACCAGCGCUAUGCUGAUUUUUCUUCCUGUUUAAUGGAAAACUGGCAGAAAUAUCUCCUUUGUAAGAAAGAGGAAAGGAUUGCAAACUUAAGUAAAUACAGAGUAGAUUUGAGGUUCUUUGCUGAACUUGUGUCUGUCGGUUUGUUUUCCGAAAAAGAAGGUCUCCAUGUGUUGGCCAACCAGCUUUCCAUCUUAGUGAACAGUGAUAAAGAGGAACACAACAAUCUCUCCAUCAUAUCCAGUUUUUGUAAACACUGUGGAGAUGAUUACGUUGGAAUUGUACCCAGGAAAUACAGAAUUUUAGCUGAGAAACACAAUUUGGAAAUUGAAAGAAGCAAUAUGCUGCCACCAGAGCGACAAAAAGCAUGCAGGAAUUUGCUGAAAGAAUAUUAUGCCACUUUAUGUAAACAUUUGAAAAAAUUACACAAAGAUCUCAAAACUAUUGAGCAACAGAAUCGAAAAAUACUCCAGACGAAAGGGGAACUGAGCAACGAGAGGAAAGAAAAUUAUGAAACAGCUAUAGUAAAUUACCAAAAAUUACAACAGAACACAUACACACUCGCAGAUCUUCUUGAUGAAGAAAUCCCUGACCUGCCUGAAGAAGAGCUUAAACAAGAUUCAGAAGGCGCUAUGUUUGACAUCUUCAACCCCAUUAAAAAUGCUGAAUUCCAUUAUGAAGGAGAUACAAGCCUGUUUGAGGAUGAAGACACUAGAACUUUCUACGAAUCCUUACCUGAUCUCAGAUCUCUUAUUCCAGGGAUCCUAUACAAAGAAAGUGAACAUGCGUCAUCUAAAGAUGAGACCAAAGAAGAUGUUACCGCCUUGGAAGAAGAUAUUGAAACUCUGAAAAUUGAAGACAUUGACCCGGAAAUCGAAUUUGAACAGAAGGAACUCCCUGUAGAGACGCUCGUGAAGGACAAAGAUGACAAUAAGGAGCGUUUAAAAGACGAUGACAUCGAGGAAGAAUUGGACAUGAUUCAUCAGCCAGAUAUCGAAGAAGAAGGUGACACGGGCCAUCUGAUGAAAGCUCAGUUUGAUACUUUUCUUCAGUCUUUACCGAAUUGUGUUAACAGAGAACUGAUUGACAAGAAUGCAGUUGAUUUUUGCAUGAGCUUCAAUACCAAGACAAAUAGAAAGAAAUUGGUCAGGGCUCUUUUCACAGUUCACAGAACCAGAUACGAUUUGUUACCUUUUUACUCCCGACUUGUGGCUACUUUGUACCCUUGUAUGCCAGAUGUUGCCAACGAUCUUGUACAUUUGCUGAAAGGAGACUUUCGCUGGCAUAUACGCAAGAAAGACCAAAUUAACAUUGAAUCCAAGUUGAAAACUGUACGUUUUAUUGGUGAACUGGUGAAGUUUAAGAUGUUCCCCAAGACAGAGACACUAUUUUGUCUUAAGAAUUUAUUAGUGGAUUUCACUCACCACAAUAUAGAAAUGGCUUGUGCUUUGCUCGAAACGUGUGGACGAUAUCUUUACAGACAGAUGGAUUCUCAUCAUAGAACUAAAGUCUAUCUUGACGUGGUGAUGCGGAAAAAAGCUGCCCUUCAUUUGGAUAGCAGGUACAUCACAAUGAUAGAAAAUGCUUAUUACUACAGUAAUCCACCUGAAGUACCGCAAAUGGUGAAGAAAGUACGCCCUCCUAUGCAUGAAUAUAUACGCAAGCUACUUUAUAAAGAUCUGUCAAAGGUCACCACGGAAAAGGUAUUACGGCAGAUGAGGAAAUUAGAUUGGGAUAAUCCAGAGGUUGCAUUCUAUGCUACCAAGUGCCUGACAGCUGUUUGGAAUAUCCGUUACAAUUCCAUUCACUGUGCUGCCAACCUCUUGGCUGGCUUAGCCCCAUAUCAUGAGCUUGUUGCUAUUCAAGUGGUUGAUGGUAUCUUGGAGGACAUCAGGAUUGGAAUGGAGAUCAACCAUCCCAAGUACAACCAACGGCGAGUCAGCGCAAUCAAAUAUCUCGGAGAACUCUACAACUAUCGCAUGGUAGAAUCUUCUGUUAUUUUCAAAGUCCUUUAUUCGUUCAUCUCUUUUGGAAUAUCAUUAGAAGAUAACGUACCUUCUGCUCUGGACCUUCCUGAUCAUCUGUUUCGCAUCCGUUUGGUUUGUGUUCUGCUCGACACUUGUGGACAGUAUUUUGAUAAAGGUUCCAGUAAGAAGAAAUUGGAUUAUUUCCUUGUAUAUUUCCAGAGGUAUUAUUGGUUCAAAAAGAAACUUCCAUUGUGGACAGAGGAUCAUCCUUUCCCAGUUGACGUUGACAAUUUGGUGAGGGACACCAUCGAAGCUGUACGUCCUAAGCUGAAGCUACUGGAAAGUGAAGAAGAUGCGUACAAGGCAGUUGAUGAUCUUGAGAAAGAAAUCAAAGCCAAGAUUGCUGAAGUUCUACCAAUCAUCGAUACAUUUGAUGAGAUGGAAACUAAUGGCUUAGAGGAGUGUGGUUUCAGUACCAUCAUUGAAAGCGAUGAGGAACUUAGUCAGAACCUUUCUCAAGUCAACAAUGAUGAGACCCUCAUUGAAAGUGAAACCAGUCAAGAUGAUCCCAGCCAGAGUCGUACAGGAAGUCAAGUUAAUGAUGGUGAAGAUUAUGCAAAUAGUGUUCAUAGUGAAGAAGAUGAAGAAGAAGAUCUUCUUGAGUCUGCAGGAGAAGAUGAGACUGAAGAUCAGGUCACCGUGUUGACUGGAGGGCCAAAACAUAUCAAAUGCACUGAGGAUGAAGAUUUCUUGUCUGCUUUUGAUAAAAUGAUGGCUGAUAAUCUUCAGGCCAGAUCUCAAGAGUCAUUGAAGGUACCACAAUUGGACAUUGCUGUUCCAAUGCAUCUGAGGGGACAAGUGCGUAAGCAAUUUACAUUCCCUCAGAAUAACAUUGAAUAUAAUGAUACCAUAAAGUUUGUACUUAUGACAAAGAAGGGCAACAAACAACAGUAUACCAACUUGAAUGUUCCGAUUUCUACUGAGUUUGCUGCCAAAUUUAAAGAACGAGAACGGGCUGAGCGAGCGGAGAAAGAACAGAUGAAACAGGUUGUCCUUGGUAUCCAUGAACGACAAGAAGAGGAAGAUUAUCAAGAGAUGUUAGCUGCCCUCAACAGACCAGCACCUGUGAACACUAACAGGGAGAGACGUGUACGUUAUCAACACCCCAAGGGUGCUCCUGAUGCAGACUUGAUCUUCGGAUCAAAGUGAGUUGUCACUGCUUCCCAUACUUCAGCUGAAUUUAUUUAACGUGAUGAUGUGUUCUCAGGCAUCUCCACACUUGUGUAUGCAAGUAAGAAAAA
Octopus bimaculoides (California two-spot octopus) is the source of this 3826-nucleotide messenger RNA. RefSeq names its product regulator of nonsense transcripts 2. Gene Ontology annotation, molecular function: protein binding; RNA binding. The record is from RefSeq and is a predicted model, not a curated record. Gene Ontology annotation, cellular component: cytoplasm; exon-exon junction complex. Gene Ontology annotation, biological process: nuclear-transcribed mRNA catabolic process, nonsense-mediated decay. Lineage: Eukaryota; Metazoa; Mollusca; Cephalopoda; Octopoda; Octopodidae.